AUGCCCAAGGGGGGCGAUCUGGGUGCCGAUUAUUUGUGGAAUGCUGGAGGCACCGAGUCCGUCUGCAUGGUCUUGACGUCCAAUGAGCCGACGAUUUUCUGCAACAGUGGCUCGGUUAACCAUGUUGAAACCGAGGCUUGGAAUCAGCGCUUCCAGACUUGGCAUUUCGCGAAAUCAAUCCCUGCCGACAAGCAAGAUCGCCGCUUCAAGCAAUGGGGCCAGUGCGUGCAUUGCUACAGUCGCUGGCUGUUGGGCAGAGGCCAGAAGCGCCCACUCCCUCGCGAGGAGUCUGAUGGAGAGGGAGAGAUACUCGUAUCACCGAACGAGUAG
Molecule: messenger RNA, 330 nt
Organism: Symbiodinium sp. CCMP2592
Lineage: Eukaryota; Dinophyceae; Suessiales; Symbiodiniaceae
Source: the annotation of a GenBank genome assembly